CAUCAUAAUAGCGGCGGUGGACGCGUGUAAACAAGAGCAUGUCUGCAGGUCUUGCAACAUGCAGCAGUCUUCAUGUAAUCACAUUCCUGCCGGCGUCUCCGGGCUCCAGAAGUCAGUCUCUCUCCUCUUCUCUCACUCCUCUGUCACUUCUGCACAGAUCCUCUCCAAACACACGCAAUUCGAUCUGUUUUUUUUUAAGGACGCUCGGGUCCAGAGGGGCUGAAAGUGUCGAGGCAUCGUGCAGUUUGUUGUGGUCCAGAGGGGGAGAGCUGCUCUGGAAGUGAUCGCAUGUGUUUGUGCCUUGUUGCAGUUGCAUGGGGAGAAGCGAGAGACGAGCGCAGCCCAGAAUAAACUGAGGUGGGAGAGAGAGAGAGAGAGAGGAGCGGUGGUGGAGAGGUGUGAGCUGGGAAAAAGUGGACGUCGAGGUGGAAAGACAGUCGGACUGAUUCCUGAGGUGCACGUCUGGUGAAAGGGCCCUCUCCAUGGAUAUAGACACAGAUUAUGAGCGGCCCAAUGUGGAAACCAUUAAAUGUGUGGUGGUCGGGGAUAACGCAGUAGGCAAGACCAGGCUAAUCUGUGCCCGGGCCUGCAAUGCCACCCUCACACAGUAUCAGCUGCUCGCCACCCACGUGCCAACCGUCUGGGCCAUCGACCAGUACCGUGUGUGCCAGGAGGUGUUAGAGAGAUCUCGUGAUAUAGUGGAUGAGGUCAGUGUGUCCCUGAGGCUGUGGGACACAUUCGGGGAUCAUCACAAAGACAGACGAUUCGCCUAUGGCAGGUCCGAUGUGGUGGUGCUUUGCUUCUCUCUGGCCAAUCCCAACUCCCUGCGCCAUGUCCGCACCAUGUGGUUCCCGGAGAUCAAGCACUUCUGUCCCCGGACUCCCAUCAUCCUGGUCGGCUGCCAGCUGGAUCUGCGCUACGCCGACCUGGAAGCAGUUAACCGUGCACGACGGCCCCUUGCCAAACCAAUCAAACCUACAGAUAUCCUUCCUCCUGAGAGAGGCCACGAGGUUGCAAAGGAGCUUGGGAUACCCUACUUCGAGACCAGCAUUGUUGCCCAGUUUGGAGUGAAAGAUGUUUUCGACAAUGCCAUCCGAGCCGCCCUGAUCUCCCGUCGUCACCUGCAGUUCUGGAAGUCCCACCUGAAAAGGGUCCAGAGGCCCCUCCUCCAGGCGCCCUUCCUGCCUCCUCGCCCUCCACGCCCAAUCGUGGGCAUCCCGGACCCCCCUCCCACAGACGGCGAGGGGCCUGAUUCUCUUUUCUGCCAGCCACUGUGCACAGAUGUCCUUUUCCUCCUGCAGGCCGGCACCACUCGCGUCUUUGCACACAAAGUCUAUCUGGCAACUUCCUGCUCCAAGUUUUACGACCUUUUCACCCUGGAUCUCGGCGGAGCGUGCGUGGCACCGCAGGGAGAGGAGCAGGAGAGCAAGGAAAACCUGGAGGGCGGGGAGGAGGAUGAGCAGAGCAGGAGAGGAGCCAAGGAGCUCGCCGGGCGCACUAAGAGCCUGGACAUUGAUAAAGACGGGGCUGAUGGAGGAGUGCGGGGCCUGAAUCGACCCCAGCUGCUCCAGCAGGGCUCUUUGAGGACUUCCCAGAGCGAUAAUGCACUCCCGUCCCGAGCCCAGUACUCACUGGGAGCUCUGGGAACUGGCCGAGCACUUUCAGGUUGGGGGAGAGGGUUCCUGAGCGUGUGUCUGGAGCAUGUCGAUGAUCCAAUGACUGGCCAACCACGACUUGUGACUGUGGUAGCCAUGGAUGCUCUUAUACAAGAAGAGCCAUUCAAGGCGGUGCUUCAGUACCUGUACACAGGCAGUCUGGACGAGGGCCGGGGGGACCUGAUGCAGGUGGCCACCAUAGCUGAGCUGCUGGAGGUGUUUGACCUGCGGAUGAUGGUGGCCAAUGUCCUGAACAGAGAGAGCUUCAUGAACCAGGAGAUCACCAAGGCCUUCCACGUCCGCAGAGCCAACCGCAUCAAGGAGAGUCUCAAUAAGGGGACCUUUGCUGAUGUGGUGUUCCGCCUGGACGAUGGCUACCUGCCGGCCCACAAGCCCUUGCUCAUCUCCAGCUGCGACUGGAUGGCGGCCAUGUUCCGAGGCUCUUUCAUGGAAAGCUACGUCGAGGAGGUAUCCAUUCCGAACACCGGUACAGCCUGUAUGCGUGGGGUGCUGGAGUUUCUGUACUGUGGUCACCUGACGCCUAGUCCUGGUCUGGAGCCCAUGGAACUGAUAGUUCUGGCCAACCGCCUCUGUUUGCCGCGCCUUGUCGCCCUCACAGAGCAGCACGCUGUGGAUGAGCUCCUCCAGCUGGGGGGGAAAGGAGUCGACGUUGAUGGACAGGUGUUGUCUUACCUCGAGCUUGCACAGUUCCACAAUGCCAAGCAGCUCUCAGCUUGGUGUCUCCACCACAUCUGCACUAACUAUAACAGCAUCUGCCGCAAGUUUCCCAAAGACAUGAAAGCCAUGCUUCCAGAGAACCAGAGGCACUUUGAGAAGCAGCGCUGGCCCCCGGUGUGGUUCCUGAAGGAGGAGGAUCGCUACCUGCGCUCUCAGAAAGAGCGUGAGCGCGAGGAGGAGAUCCUGCGCAAGCAACACACCAAACGCGGCUGGUGUUUCUGGAAACACCCGUCCUCCUCUCCACAUGUCUCCUAAACAUCCUCCACUGACUUCUUCAUCACACCAAGGAAAACCAAACCCCCCCGCCCCCCAAAAGCUUACAGAGGAGUUUGGCUCUGAACCCUCUAUCAGUGGAGAAGUGACUCUCAGUGCUACGCUGCCUGAAUGUCAGCGUGUUUUGGGGGGAAUGUACGUGCCUCUUUUUAACUGUGGGUGACUUCAUGAGUGCAUUUGGGUAUGCUUGUGUGACCAGUGUGGACUCAGCUGAAGGGUUAGCAUGUGUGCGAGUGUGUGUGUUUGAGUGAUGCUUCCUAGUUGAGUGCUUCCCAGACGCCCUCCUGAUCUAUGAGGGCCUGUGGCGUUGCAGUGCAGCCCCCUGUCCCCUCCACCAGAGCUCCUUCCCUCCACCAGCACUCACAGGGUCUCAGCCUCUGAGUGACUGGACUGGGAGCAAAGGGCUCUCUUAUCUCUCUCAGUCUCCACCCUCUCACAUUGACCUUAAUGACUUAUUACACACUAACCGCGGCGGCUCCUCUCGGGGAGCGUCCCUCUGCCUUCACUUUUACACAGACUGUUAGCUUGCACAUACAUACCCGUGCCCAAGCUCCUCCCCUCUAAAACCAGCACUGGAUUCCCAGGAACGGAUGCUAACAAUUGUUUUGAUAUAAUUUGACCUUUUUGCUAUAUAUUCUUCACCUUCUAGGAUACUCCUAUCAGGGGAAAGGGUGCACACCACUCCCAGGAAAGGGUGAAGACUUUGAUGAUUGCGAUUGCGCCCGCAAAGAUGAGACUGUUAAUCCAGAGCCCAGAUAUGGGUGUAAGGGUAACUUUAAAACUGGGAGCAAGUUAGGAUGCUCCGAUCAGGAGUCUAAAUCAUAGCCAUUCACCUCCAGUCUGGUCAUGUUGUGGUCCCUGGCGUUCAUCAUCCACCCUGUGCACGUUGCGUCUCCUCCUCUUUCACACCACACCUGCAACAAAACAAAACGUCAGCUCUCCUGGGCGAGUCGGAUUCAACAAAACUGCACUUCAGAGACAUUCAAAGUGACCGCUCUAUAGCAAUGAUGGGGGGGAGUGAAGAGGGCUAGCCUUACUGGAUACCUCUACCACGGAGGAGUGAUGGAUACAGUAAUACACAAAUGCGCUUGUAACGUCCAUGGCCACUAGGUUGCAUUUGAGCACCUCAGCCAGCCUGCCUUUACACCCCUACAACACUAGGGGCAGCACUGCUCAGGGCCCCACAGGCACUAACCCUUACAGUGUUUUAAAGCCUACUUUCCAUCAUUAGGAUCAUACGGUUAACUUCAGUCGUAAAGUGUUAGAGGAAAGUGAAAGCACAUUCACAGUGUUAUUGAUGCAUUUGAAAACUAUACUUCACUUUUGGUUGUCACCUAAUUCCGAAGGCCAAAGCUCUUUUAAUCGUUUUCUUCCUCAUUUAUUCAUUUCUGCUUCCUGUGUUGGCGGAGAGGGGGGGUGGAGGAGAGACAAGGGCGUGGC
Molecule: messenger RNA, 4106 nt
Organism: Limanda limanda (common dab)
Lineage: Eukaryota; Metazoa; Chordata; Actinopteri; Pleuronectiformes; Pleuronectidae
Gene: rhobtb4
Product: Rho related BTB domain containing 4
Exons: 11
Coding region: 483-2648 (721 amino acids)
Biological process (GO): small GTPase-mediated signal transduction
Molecular function (GO): GTPase activity; protein binding; GTP binding
Source: RefSeq, a predicted model, not a curated record